Messenger RNA from Cyprinodon tularosa, 876 nucleotides. RefSeq names its product small integral membrane protein 36 (gene smim36). The transcript has 2 exons. The record is from RefSeq and is a predicted model, not a curated record. Lineage: Eukaryota; Metazoa; Chordata; Actinopteri; Cyprinodontiformes; Cyprinodontidae. Bases 120 to 449 code for a protein of 109 amino acids.
UGAUUCUGUCUUUUGCUCUUUCUCUCUCCAUCAGACCAGCUGUCCAUCCGCUGUCCUUCGCCGCUGCCUCUUUUUCCGCCUCUUCCUCUCUAGGUUGCGGUGAGAUAUGAAGCGGCAUCAUGGGUUUUAUGGAAUUCUACCUGGAGAUCGACCCCGUCACCCUUAACCUCAUCAUCCUGGUGGCCAGCUAUGUCAUCCUGCUCCUGGUGUUCCUCAUCUCCUGCAUCCUGUACGACUGCCGUGGCAAAGACCCCACCAAGGAGUACGCCCCCGACAACACGCCGGCGCCUCAGAGCCAGUCGCCCAUACGCCUCGUCGUCAUGCAGAAUUCGCCGACCUCCGGCCGCUGUGACCCCAACAACACAUCGGGACACGUGGAGCCUCCGACGCCGGACCUGAGCCGGGACAGAGCAGAGAGGGAGAGGGAGAAGAGGAGCACUCUGGUCUGAAGAUGAAGAGGAGAAGUUUGAGGGAGGAGACCUUCGUUAAGCGGCGCUGCGUCACUCACUGCAGCGUUUUUGUUCUUGAACUCUUAGUUUUUAUUUUCAAAUUUCCUGGAAGAUGCUGCUGAUCUGCAGAGGAGGCCACAGAUGGCUGUCAUCUCCUGCUAAUCCCAGCGUUUCGUUGCCAGCAGAUGAACUUUCCUCCUGGUUUCCGUCCUCCAGCCACGGCUCUACGUUCUGGCUGCUGCAGCAUGGGACUCCUGAGGGCCAGGAGAGAUAUGGACUGGCAGAACUUCACCAGUAUCACCGUUCUCCUCAUCAUGCUUCCUCUCAUUUGGAGGAUUUUUAAAUCUCAAACUGCUGGAUGGUGUCCUGAAGGGGAAACUGACCUGCCUGGAUAAACCAAUGAAAGGCAGGGGGGGGGGCUAAGGUC